Molecule: messenger RNA, 1180 nt
Organism: Pimephales promelas (fathead minnow)
Lineage: Eukaryota; Metazoa; Chordata; Actinopteri; Cypriniformes; Leuciscidae
Product: Rieske domain-containing protein
Molecular function (GO): 2 iron, 2 sulfur cluster binding
Source: RefSeq, a predicted model, not a curated record
GGAUUCCUCUUUUGUUACUAAGCAACAAAAAGAGACAUAUCUCAAAUCACAUGUUGAAAUUGAAUUUUAAAUACAAGUUUGGAAUCUCUGUAUUAAAAGUUACGCACAAGUGUGAUCUGGUUAACGUUACCUGCAUAUGACGGAUUUUUUACAUUUGACAAAGUUAAGGAGAGUUUACAGAUGGUAAAACUACCACAGCAUCUCAUAAAAUGUAAAUAAUCGGGCCGCUGGAGAUAGAAACGUUAAACGUUAUUCGCGUCAUGUCUUCUGACGAUGUGUCGAAGAGUGCAGGAAAAGCGUGGGGGGAAAACAUGAGCCCCGGUGAAGAGGUGGCGGCUGCAUCCAAACAUUAUUUUAUAGGGAAGAAAGAAAACAUCAUUCAAACCAGACGAGUGCUGCUGUCAGUUGGUGGAAGAGAUGUUCUAGUGAUGCACCACCAGGGGGGCUUCUAUGCUAUUGAUGCUCGUUGUUACCACUCUGGAGGUCCACUUCAUAAAGGAGAUAUAGAGGACUUUGAUGGACGGCCAUGCAUAGUGUGCCCAUGGCAUAAGUAUAAAAUUACAUUAGAUGAGGGUGAGGGUCUUUAUCAGGCAGUGGACCCUUAUGUGAAGCCUCUGAAACCAACUUGGCGCUCUAAAGGCAUUAAACAAAGAAUCCACACGGUGACAGAGUCUAGCGGAGACAUGUUCCUCACCUUAAACGACUCACCAGGGGCCAUUGACUCUGAUUACUAUCAAACUGAGAAAUAUAGAGACACUAUCUUGAAAGAAGGGCUGAAGAAAACAAAUUGACCUCACAGGACGAGACAUCUGGGGGGUAACGCAUGUAAAACGACACCACUGCAAUUUAGGCUUCACUCUUCAGGGGUCGAAGGCUUCAAGGAUGACUGGAACCUUUUCAUAUACUCCUGCCACUCAUACAGAAGCUUGCUGUGAAGACCAGGUUUCCACAACAAGUGACCUGUUUAAAUGUCUGAAUUACCAAGGCAAUACUAUAAGUGUGUGUACAGAUGGACACAAAAGUUGUUUUUUUUUUUUUAAAAGACAGAUCAUCAGUUCUGAUUUCGAAUGUGAUACUUCAUUCCUUAAAAUGAGUACAUAUGCCCUAAAUACACUGCUCUAAAUAUCUUCAUGAGUGUUUGAAUUCAUUGUUGAAAAAUAAAAUUGUGUUCUUUCAUUAA